This is a messenger RNA of Magallana angulata, 736 nucleotides long. RefSeq lists its product as uncharacterized. Bases 96 to 623 code for a protein of 175 amino acids. The record is from RefSeq and is a predicted model, not a curated record. The transcript is spliced from 4 exons. NCBI's taxonomy places the organism in Eukaryota, Metazoa, Mollusca, Bivalvia, Ostreida, Ostreidae.
AACAAUCCGGUUGCAGUAGCAAUCCGGUAUAUAAAUGAUAAAUUAGUUAGAAUACCUUACACUGUCGAUGUGUAGUCUAUGGUCAUCAAAGCAAGAUGCAUUUGAAACUGCUGACGGUGGCUAUUUUGGUGAUAGCAAUGUUCUGCGAUAACGCGGACGCCUGGUGGUGGAGAAAGUACAAGAAAAAUAAACAAUGUGGAAAAAGAGGUGGUGCUUCCCCAUACUAUUUUGGCACUACCAACUUAUGGUGCAUGAUGAAACACGGAAAGGGAAAACGCCGUGCUCCGUGGAGAUCCACUAUAGCAUUGAGUCACCGAUUCAUCUACUACAAAGGAUUUUACUUCGACUUCAUGAGCAAUUCGUAUGCUUACUAUUCGAGACAACGUCUUAUGGGACACAAAUGCAAAGGGAAAAUGGAGAAAUCCCCGGCCGGAUACAGUGAAUUGAGUGUCAAAUGCAUCAAGGGCUGUGCCAAAAACUACAGAUGUAGUUUUGGCAAAUAUCAUCUUCUUCGCAACAACUGCCACAAGUUUGCCAACCGUCUCUCUGCAGCGCUGUGCAGAAAAGGGAGAACUUGCCCCGCCUGGUGUCAAGGAAGUUGUAAUCACGCCAUAUCCGCUUAAUGUUUAUGACUGUCUUGUGGAUAAUAAAGUGAUUAUUAUUGAAAUCAAAAAAUGUCUAUUUUCUUAAAGGACAAUAUCACUUAACAUAUUUCAUCUUUUUUUAAAUUGAAUUA